This is a messenger RNA of Micropterus salmoides (largemouth bass), 6453 nucleotides long. RefSeq names its product WT1 interacting protein. Gene Ontology annotation, molecular function: transcription corepressor activity. The record is from RefSeq and is a predicted model, not a curated record. The coding region runs from base 551 to 2689 and encodes 712 amino acids. The transcript is spliced from 8 exons. Lineage: Eukaryota; Metazoa; Chordata; Actinopteri; Centrarchiformes; Centrarchidae. Gene Ontology annotation, biological process: cytoskeleton organization; response to hypoxia; regulation of DNA-templated transcription. Gene Ontology annotation, cellular component: adherens junction; nucleus; P-body.
UGCAGCAUUAACCACAUUCCAGAGAGGCGCAGCGCAUCCUGUCUUCAUCCCCGCAUUCCUUUUACGCAAACGAGUCCCCUGUGUAAAACGGUGUUUUUCUUAGCUUAUCGUACGCUUGGUGAGUCCGGACUUAAAUACAACGGAUAUUUAUGGCGUAUCCGAUUAUGCAGCCCACUUUGAUUUCUGGCAUAGCGACCGUAAGCGAAAGUAGAGGAAAAACCAACAAGGGGAAAUUCCUCCGCGCAGCGCGCCAUUGACUGUAAAGACCUUUCAACUUAACAAAAACUGAAGUUGACAAACGUAUCCCUGUCGGCUGAAACUGUGAGAAAGAGUUUGUUUUUUCGGCGGAGGGGGCAAAGCAGAAGAAGACGAUGCGGCACACAUUGGCGGUUUCUGAGCACAUUGGUGGUUUUCUGUAAAUGAGCGACGGCUGUACCGCGGCGUUUUGUUUUGAUUUCCAUGUGAAAUGCAAUUAGUGCUCCGCGGUGCUCGCUAGUUUGGCUCGCGGAGCGGAGCACACUAAACUUGUUUCUCGCCUCGGGAGCACAACAUGGAGCAUUAUCAGGAAGAUUUAGGACUCCGGGCCAGUAAAUUGAUGGAGGACCUUUCCUUGUAUGAUGCGUAUAAAGACGAGAUGUACAACGCGAGGAGAGACUUGGUGAUUAACCCCGAUUUAGACUUUUCGGCUCCGGCAGUAGCAGAGCGCAAAAGUAAGCCAAUGAAUGGUACCUCUGUGCUUCACCAGCAGCAUCACACAGUGGAGAAUUUCACGACUGGGAAUAAAGUGUACAACGCAGCUCCGGUGCGCCCUGUGAACUGCAACCGGACCGUUCCUGUGGAUUUUUGUGCCCCUCAAAGAGACGCAGUUUAUAGUGAGGAGGGCUGCUGCACCAAAUCCGAAGUGGCUUUGCCGUGCUACACGGGCGCUUCCGAGAGGCACAGGAGAUACUCUCUGGAGGUGCAGGGCCACAGGUACAGCACCGGCUCCGCUUUCGACGGCGUGCCUCUCAACAAACCCGUGGCUCUGCCCGGCAACAGGUGCAACAGUGUGUGCAUUACCAGCAGCCACGACGGGAGAUAUAACGCCACUAGUCCCCGGUCCAGCCUAGCAUCUUCCCUGUCCUCUCAAGAGCAGAGCAAGCAUGCCAGCCCGAGGUCGAGCAUCAGCAGCCCGCGCACUAGUUUGGUGGUACCGGGCCAGGACAGGUACACGAGCCCCAGAUCUAGUUUAGUUCACUGUGAGGGCAACAGUGUCCUCAGUCCCAGAUCCAGCUAUGCAAGCACCGCCAGCGACACGAGUAAACACUCCAGCCCCCGGGCCAGCCUCAACAGCUGUGACUGCUGCAGCAAGCCCAGCAGCAACCGCACCAGCGGGAUCAGCAUGGGCUACGACCAGAGGCACAACAGCCCCAGGUCGAGCACGGCAAGCCAGUACUCAUUCACCACCAGCCCGAGAUCCAGUUACUCGGACUCACGGUACGGGCCCGUGGUCAACCAUGAUCUGGAGGGGGCGAUUUUACACUCGGCGCCGCUGGCUAGUCCUCGUUCGAGCAUCUGUAGCCAGGACGGGAGCGCAAGACCGGGGACCGCCGCAAACUGCGUGGUCAGUCCCCGGUCCAGCAUCUCCAGCCACAGCUCCAGAAGUUCCCGCAGCUCCAGGGGGUCUAUGAGCACCUACCCGGAUCUGCAGCUGCCCUCACCCAGGUCAUCGAUGCUGGGCAGCGGUUUGCACGAGGACACGCUGCUGCAGGAGUUUGGAGACUCCAACGGGAUCCAAAAUCGCAUCCAUCUCCAGGGGCUCUCGGCGGUCCCAGAGCCCCAGCAGCAGUCGGCCCACACGGGAGGGACUGCGGAGAUGACCGUGGGGUCGCCAUCGUCAUUUUGUUACGGGGUGUCCUCGAAAACGGCUUCAUCAGGCCAGAGGUUUAAGCUGCCUUACCAGGUGACCCCCAGCCGAGAGAGUGGGCCAAGCCAGGCUGAGAGGCGGCUGGAGGCGCUCACCCUGGAGCUGGAAAAGGAGUUAGAGAUGCACAUGAAAAAGGAAUACUUUGGAAUCUGUGUCAAAUGUGGGAAGGGUGUCUACGGAGCCAGCCAAGCCUGCCAGGCCAUGGGGAACCUGUAUCACACUAACUGCUUCACCUGCUGCUCCUGUGGGCGGAGGCUUCGCGGCAAAGCAUUCUACAACGUCAACGGGAAGGUCUAUUGUGAGGAGGAUUUUCUGUACUCUGGUUUCCAGCAGACGGCUGAGAAGUGCUUCGUGUGUGGGCACCUCAUCAUGGAGAUGAUCCUCCAGGCACUAGGCAAGUCCUACCAUCCUGGUUGUUUCCGCUGCGUGGUGUGUAAAGAGGGUCUAGAUGGAGUGCCUUUCACAGUGGACGUUGAGAACAACAUCUACUGUGUCAAAGACUACCACACGGUUUUUGCUCCCAAGUGUGCCUCCUGCAACCAGCCCAUCCUUCCAGCCCAGGGGUCUGAGGAAACCAUCCGGGUAGUUUCUAUGGACAAGGACUACCAUGUGGAGUGUUACCACUGUGAGGACUGUGGUCUCCAGCUAAAUGACGAAGAGGGCCAUCGCUGUUACCCACUGGAAGGCCACCUGCUCUGUCAUGGCUGCCACAUCCACCGGCUCCAGUCGCAGGUCUCUGCCCACCUGCCCCCCAGCUACCCCCUCCAUGUCACAGAGCUGUGAGGGGGAGGAGGGUGGGCAGCAACCAAGCCCUGCCUCCCAGGUGACCUGAGACACCAGCAGCGGUUAAGAAAUUUUUUAAAAAGGCCUGCAGCAGUACCAGGGAAGCCUCUGAGCUACAGCCCCUGUCUUCAACUGAACAGCUGGGCCGUGGACUAACACACAGUGCAGGUCCCACCACAAGCCAUGUCAUGUCACAUGACGGGGCUGGGAAAAAGGGUCCUCCUCCUACUUCAUCUGUGGUCCUUUCCUCCCCGCUCCCCUGGGGUGGCUAAACCCUGAAAGCCAACACGCCUACUCACCCAGAGGCCCCCGUGACGUCACACCUCCUGACCCCUGCAUAUUCAUCAAAGAGAGGGUUUUUGGAUCGGAGGAGAGAACGUGAACUUGUCUCUCUUCUUGCUUUUCUCUCUUCCUUUCCAUGUUUUUCAUUCCUAUGCUCUGACUGAAGGAGUUUACCACAGUGGAUUCACCUGUGCUGUCACGCCUAGAGUGCACUGCUGAUGUCUGCGUCGGGAAGGCCAGGGGACAAGCCACUAUGUCCAAGUACUGGCUGGACUUGACAGACCCCAGGGUGGGCAUGCUGUGCCUUCGGAGCAGGCUCUCUCUGUGCGGCCCCUAACACUGAAAUGGAGUCCUGCUAAAGGCUAUGCAAAGGACACCCAGCAUCAUUACACAGGGCUGUGAGAAAAAAUAUUAAGUCAUCGCUCCUCACCCCGCACCGCCCCGAAAUAACAGAUGCACCGUAGCGCCACAAGCCCAGAGGACAGACUGACAUUCCACUUAGAAGUCUUAGACGAGACCUCGAGAGAUUCACAUGCAGUGUCUUAAUUAAUGAUUAUAUUAUGACAGAAAAAGAAAAUGUUAGAUGCACAUAGAUUGUCUUUUAUAUAUGAAUAUAUAUUUUGCAGAUGUUUUCCACGUGACAUCAUAGAUGUAGAUUGUCGGGUUUUUUUGUUGCUGCGUUCGCGAUAGAUUCGGAGGUGAAACACAGCGUCUGUUAUGUUGUCUGACGCUUCUGAAGAUUUUGGGUCUGUUGCAUCAUUUCUCCUCCAGGACACAGAGCCUCUUCAUGUCUGUCAGUGGGUCACAGGUCCACAGGCUUUAUAGGAGCAGACCUGGCUCAAAUAGCAUUUGCCUUCAGUUAUUUUUAUUCCACUUUGAGUACCAAAUGUUCAGUGCCUGAAUCAAGUUUUUGGCAACAGAUGUGUUUCUUUUAGACUGCAUAUGAAGUGUAUACAGCUGGAACAUUCCUGCAUACUUUUACAUUUCACUGCCUUUGGUUAAACCUCAAGCAAUGUAUUUAUUGUAAAUACACUAAAAAGUCAAAAUGAAUUGAAUAAUGAUUUUGACUAUUUGAACUGGUUAACCUCUCCAGCGCAUGGUCUUAAAUUAAGCAGCACUUGAAGUUCUAUGUAACCUAAUUCCUACAAAAUGUAACAAUGCAUUUAUGUACCUUAACUUUAGACUUUCUGACUUUCUGUCAAAGGCCUCUAUUUUAUCACACAGAGUGUGAGCUUAAGACUUAAGCUUAAUCGUCAAAUCUGAGAGCUUAGCUACAAAUUGGUCUUUAAAUACUAAAGAUUUAGGCGCUUUGGUGGAGCACUAAAAGACACAGCAGUCAGAAAUCAAAUGUCAGCUCAUGACAGAGAAAAUGCAAACGGUUGUAAAGAUUGUUUUACAGAGAUGUUGUUUCAUUUAUUAAAAAAGGUAUUUGGAAAAUAUUUGGCUAAACAAAGUGCUAGAAAUUGUGAGACAAAUAGCAUGUUGUGUGCACUAGGCACCUCAGAGGGAUGAAGAUCUGCACUAAAAAUAAACUAAUGAACUUACACCUUAAUUAUACUUUUAAACUAUAUAUCAUUUUCCAUGCUAAAAACAGUGUUCACAAGCAUUUGUUGAUAAUUUUCUGAACACCCAGUUGCUACUUUCCUCCAGAGAGGAGCCUAAAGUCAGUAAUUUUCUAUCACCAACGUCUGCCCUGACACUGUCAGGAAUGUGGCACCUGGUACUCAAACAGGAAUCAAACAAUCGCAAAUACCUUUUUCCACCAGGUCUGUUCAGGACACUGUUUCCUGGUAUGUUUUCAAGACACUGGUUUUUUGUCAUAUGAGCACUGAGAACAAAGUGCGUCACUACGAGGAACCUCCACUAGUCUGCAUGCCUUAAGACAGAACGGGUAUGUUUUGUGUCUCGCUCUGGUUUGCCAUGCAGUCUGCUGUUGUGUUUUGAGAGGACGUCCCUGAAAAACCCGGAGCUGCUGGUCCCACCCGCAUUUUUAUGGGACAACCUUGCUGGAUGUAUGCGUUUAUGUGUGUGUGGGUGGGGGGGAGUGCAGGCAGGCAGGCGCUUGCAUGUAUGUGUUGCAGUGAGUCAUGUAUGUAUGUGUAUAAUAUGCAAAACAAAAACUAAAUGAGACAAAAUCACUUGAAACGCCGAGCUGUGGUGGUCCUGAAACAUUUGUCUCACCUCUCUUCACUGGGUUACUGUCACAAUGAGUUUGUUUUCCCCCAGAUUGGCACUCAAUUAAUCCUCCCCUGUAACAUGAAAAGUUUUGAAAGUCAGAAUUCAAGAUAAUUUAGGGAACUUCUGUUUUUGAGGAAAAUUCUGCCUCAAUCAUGCGAAUUAUAGAGAUAAACCCCCACCAUGUGUGUGCUUAUUUUAAAUAUGAGCAAAUUGUGUAAAUGUCUUAAGUGUGUGUGUGUGUGUGUGUGUGUGUGUGUGUACUAAUGGCAGGACCAUGGAACAUGCACAUCACUGUGUCUGCAGGGCAGGGCAGCAUCCAACACAGUGACCCCUGCUCUGUCUGUUGUACCCCAGUGUUGAUUUUGAUGACAUUGUUCGUUCAUCACGUACCUUUGUCCAGAUGUUUGUGUCUAAUUCUUGGUGUUUGUUCGACCCUCUGUCUAGUACCAUGUUGGUGGGGCUUACACAUGUUCCAGUAAAUGUUCCAGUGGCUGAUAUAUCAUCCUCUGAUAGUGGCAAACCCAUCUGGUAACUAAAAGAGAAUAAAACAAUCACCAACUAUUAUAUGCACUGGCCCAGCUCUUAUUCAUACUGCAUUACCGUGCACACCGGUCUGAAUAAAUACUACUGAAUGUGUCAAAGACAGAGACUGAAGCCAGGGGUCACCACAGGCAGAAAGUGAUUUUUGAUUUAUCCUGAUCUAAUGAGAUUCAUUCGAAUGUAAUAAUAAUUAGUGUUUGUUCUCCUCCCAGUUGUAUAUUUGUUAAAACAGAAAAGAAAAGGACUCAAUAUGUGAGACAUUCCUUGUCAUUUGAUUAACCUCAAGGGUUCUGGUCAAGUAACGUGUGCCAUACUUGAAGAAUGAGGCAUUUUUUUUAACUAGUCUGCACAAUAUCUACGCCCAAGAUAAAACGGGAUAAGAUCAGAGUGUAUCCCCUGUUAAAGAUGUCUUGAUUCACCUGUUUUAAAAGUACUUCAGUUUCUAUUGCAUAGCACACAGCUAGUUACCCUGUAAAUAAAGAGGCUAGUUUUUUAUUUUAUUUUUCUGUCAAAAAUCACUUGGAAAGAGAAGACGACUUCUUCUCUUACUGGUAGUUCCAACAAGCACAUCUCGACACCUGUUAAACAUCUUUUGUAUUUUGAUUACCUAGAUGGUUCAUAAAAAAAGGAAACUAGAUCUAUUUAUCUAAACAUGAAAAAAGUCUAAAGUUAUUUAAUGUAUUAAAAAUCGGGACGUAUCAUUUAACUGUAGAUGACAUAAUCUGCUUUUUCAAUAAAGUGGUUUUGUAGCUAACUGCAAAAAA